AAUCGACUCCUAUUUUGCAAGCAAGAAAAAUUCCACCGGCCUCUUUCCCCCCCUGUUACCCAGGCUUCCUCACGAGGAGGAGCCAUGACUCGGCGAUGACGGGGAGGGAGUGGGCGAAGCAGGAAAUGUCAGAAGCGGCCACGGCUCGGUUGGUUGCCGGCUUGGCUCUCUCCGGGACAGAGUCGGGCCUUGGUCUGAGGCCUUGGCAGGGAACCCGCUGAGGGGACGAGACCACGACGAAGCGCGCCGCUGUCCAGGGCUCCGCCGCUGCCGAGGCUUGGCUUUUGUGAGGUGAUGGAGCUCGCCUGGGCCUGGCUAUGAUACUCUUUUAUAAAUGAAGUAUACAUUCUGUCUGGACUCAGUGGAUAAUAAUGAGUGGUGCAGCUUUGGGCAUUGAGAUAGUAUUUGUCUUCUUUCUGGCUUUAAUCAUAUUACAUCGGUAUGGAGACUUCAAAAAACAACACAGACUUGUGAUCGUAGCAACAUUACUAGCUUGGUAUCUUUGCUUCCUCAUGAUCUUUAUAUUGCCUUUGGAUGUCACUACGACAAUAUACAAUCGAUGUAAGCUUGCUUUAAAUUCCAGUCCAUCUGAAAGUAGCAUCAGCAAUGGAUCGCAUGCACCACCCACUGAAGGGAAACGUGAGUGUUUCAAACCAUGGAGCUAUAUUCCUCCUGGAAUCAUGCCUGUCUUCUGGCGUGUUGUGUACUGGACAUCACAGUUCUUAACAUGGAUUCUGUUACCCUUCAUGCAGUCCUAUGCUAGGUCAGGAGGCUUUUCCAUUACUGGAAAGAUUAAAACUGCAUUAAUUGAAAAUGCAAUAUAUUAUGGCACAUACCUUCUAAUUUUUGGAGCAUUUUUAAUAUAUGUGGCCGUAAACCCAAACUUCAGCCUGGAAUGGAACCAACUUCAGACCAUUGGAAUAGCUGCUGCCAACACUUGGGGUCUCUUUCUUCUUGUCUUGCUGCUAGGGUAUGGCCUGGUUGAAAUUCCACGUUCUCAUUGGAAUGGAGCAAAGAAAGGUUAUCUUCUGAUGAAGACUUAUUUCAAAGCUGCAAAGCUGAUGACUGAGAAGGCAGAUGCAGAAGAAAACUUGGAGGAUAUAAUGGAGGCAAUUCGCAAAGUAAAUGAGAGUAUUAAGUACAACCACCCCUUAAGGAAAUGUGUGGACACAAUAUUGAAAAAGUGUCCUACUGAGUACCAGGAAAGAAUGGGUAGAAACAUGGAUGACUAUGAAGACUUUGAAGAAAGGCCUAAUGCUUAUCCAACAGAGAAGAGUCUGGUUAAACUUCAUAAGCAGGUAAUUUAUUCUGUUCAGAGGCAUUGUCGUACGCAAGUCCAGUGGCGGAUUCUUUUAGAGCAGGCCUUUUACCUGGAGGAUGUGGCAAAAAAUGAAACCAGUGCCACUCGUCAGUUUGUCCAUACUUUUCAGCCUCAGGAACCUGAAAACAAAAUUGUCCAGUAUCUCUAUACACCAGUUGUUGAAUGGUAUUGGGAGUGCCUCCUGCGGCCAUGGUUUCACAGGAUCCUUGCCGUUGUUUUGGCCACCUUUUCCAUCAUUGUCGUGUGGUCAGAGUGCACGUUCUUUAGCACAAAUCCUGUUUUGUCCCUGUUUGCAGGCUUCAUACAACUGGCAGAAAGGACUUACAACUAUUUCUACAUAGAGAUGGCAUGCUUCUUUACCAUCUUUUUCCUAAGUAUCUGCGUUUAUUCUACCGUCUUCAGGAUUCGUGUAUUUAACUAUUACUAUUUAGCAUCACACCAUCAGACGGACGCAUAUAGUUUGCUUUUCAGUGGCAUGCUGUUUUGCCGUUUGACUCCUCCAAUGUGCCUGAAUUUCUUGGGCUUGACUCAUAUGGAUUCUUCAAUUUCUCACCAAAAAAAUGAGCCAACUGCAUAUACAUCUAUUAUGGGAUCAAUGAAAGUAUUAUCCUUCAUUGCCGAUGGAUUUUAUAUCUAUUAUCCCAUGUUGGUUGUAAUUCUUUGUAUUGCUACUUACUUCAGUUUAGGAACUCGAUGUUUGAAUCUUCUGGGCUUUCAGCAGUUCAUGGGAGACAACGACAUGACCUCCGACUUAAUAGACGAAGGGAAAGAAUUAAUCAGAAGAGAAAAAAGAAGACGGCAAAGGCAGGAAGAAGGUGAAAAUAGAAGAAGAGAGUGGAAAGAACGAUACGGAAACAACCGGGAAGAUUCUGCUAGAAACAGAAAUGUUCAAGCGGACCAAAAAGAGUCUAGCUUCACAGAAACUAAUACAAAUAGAUCAGUUUCCUCUAAGUACACCAGAGCAAAUGGGAAGAAUGAAAGAGAUAGAAUUGAGUUACUGCAGGAUGCGGAACCCUUGGAUUUCAAUGCUGAUACAGUCAGUGAAGAUCCCCUUGACUCGGACUCAGGAAGGUAUCAGCCAGGCGGAAGAUAUUUGUCAAUGUCACGAAGCCGAAUAUUUGAUGACGUCUAAGGCCGUGCAACCCUUGAGUCUCACAUCCAUUGCUUUGGGGAAUGCUCUUUUUUUUUUUUUUUGGUAACAUAUCCUGCAACCAAAACAACCUCUCAAAAAAUGAAGGGUGGGGAAUGAAGGAACUUUAUUUUUCAGAAAUGCACUUUGUGUGAUGAGUUGCCCAAUUUGCUAUGGGCCAAGCGUCAGUCUGCAAAACUGGGACCACCUCAGCGGUGCCUUUCCCUUGUUUCCCCCUCAGUUCAAUAACCCAUCCCAUUGCUGCUCUCAUAAGACAAUAGUUGUGUGAGCUAUAGGUAGAUGCAGAGGAAAGAAAGAAUGGUGUGAUAUUAAAUGGAGUCUAGUGAAAGAAGGGUGGGAGUGGAGAGAAAGGAUACUAGGCAAGACAGCAUAGUGGCAGGGAGCUGGGUUCUUGAACCUGGUGUUGCUAUUACCCUGGCAAUAUCAUCUUUUGAACUGGAGAUUGCUCAGAAAGGCCUGAGAAUCAUCUGCUACAGUUCACUCAUGUGCUGGCAUCCACCGUGUGAUACGUACAAGACUGUCAAAAUCUCACAGCUUUUGAUUUGGAUCAGGGAAACAAUUCUAAAUUAAAGGCGAAUGUUUCAUUUUUAAAAAAGCCAAUGUAUAACUCAAGCUGAGCAGUUGUACUUUUGAGAUUCGGGUUUUCCAUUUUUCCCUGGAGGACUCUUGAUUUUUGAUAAAACGAUCUGUCGUCUAAUAUAGUCAUGUCAUCAGUUCUAA
Molecule: messenger RNA, 3191 nt
Organism: Heteronotia binoei (common prickly gecko)
Lineage: Eukaryota; Metazoa; Chordata; Lepidosauria; Squamata; Gekkonidae
Gene: LMBRD2
Product: LMBR1 domain containing 2
Exons: 18
Coding region: 372-2453 (693 amino acids)
Biological process (GO): adrenergic receptor signaling pathway
Cellular component (GO): membrane
Source: RefSeq, a predicted model, not a curated record